AUGUUCCUCCUCUGCAAUGGUCUCUUAGUCUUUGUCGCUAAGUACUCUGGUCUCAUCGCUUCACCCAAACCAAUAGAGGAAAGUUGGAGCAAGACACAUAAAACGUUUCAUUACCGAGAUUUCGAUAGUUACGAUCCGAUAUUGUGUCUAGAGUAUUAUUCUGUUCUUGAAAGAAAAACAGAGUCAUUUCUUGCAAAGGAAGUUAACGAGUCCCAAGUAGUUUAUGAAACGGUGCCACCUCAUGUGGAUUCCACGGAGGAGGAGGAUGCAAAAGAUGAAGAAAUUGAAGAGAGAGACGAAGUAGAAGAAUAUGAUGAGCCCUCAACAAAUAAUGCUGAUCUAGAACAAGAGUGUGAUGGAUUAGAAGAAGAGGAAGAGAACGUGGGAGUGAUAACUGAGGAAGAAAUGAACAAGAAAUUCGAUGAGUUCAUCAGAAAGAUGAAGGAAGAGCUUAGAAUCGAAGCUAAACGCCACUUAAUCCUUGUGUAA
Microthlaspi erraticum is the source of this 489-nucleotide messenger RNA. The record is from the annotation of a GenBank genome assembly. NCBI's taxonomy places the organism in Eukaryota, Viridiplantae, Streptophyta, Magnoliopsida, Brassicales, Brassicaceae.